This is a messenger RNA of Cooperia oncophora, 306 nucleotides long. Lineage: Eukaryota; Metazoa; Nematoda; Chromadorea; Rhabditida; Trichostrongylidae. The record is from the annotation of a GenBank genome assembly.
AUGGUGUUGAGUGAGGCAGGACUUCUUGAAAAUUUCAAAUCUGCUAAAAGGCGGUACUGUACGGUUAAAAUGCUGAGCACCGGAGAGGUUGCUGUGGACAUCAGGAAAACCCGUGACACUCCACCCAAGCGUCCACAAAUGAUUGUUCAGUCUGCUGAGCUGCGAUCCAUGCGAAAGGGUCGAACGGUGUUAGAGGGUUUCAUUGCAGUUGUGGAGCGCAAGGUUCUAUCUUUGUAUGUACUAUUACGCAACAAAAUUGUGUGUGUGCAAGGACAAUUUAAUGCCAACAACAACAACUGCUCUUGA